ACUCUCUCGGCCGCCGCCAUCUUGCAAGCUUGUCGUAUCGUCCGUGCGGGGAGCUGCUUUGACGCAGCACCGCUCACCUUCAGCGAGGCGGACUGGCAGCCCUGAGCGUCGCAGUCAUGCCGGCCGGACCCGUGCAGGCGGUGCCCCCGCCGCCGCUCGCGGCCACCGAGCCCAAACAGCCCACAGAAGAAGAAGCUUCUUCAAAGGAGGAUUCUACCCCCUCCAAGCCAGUGGUGGGAAUUAUUUAUCCUCCUCCAGAGGUCAGGAAUAUCGUUGACAAGACUGCCAGCUUUGUGGCCAGAAAUGGACCUGAAUUUGAAGCUAGGAUACGACAGAAUGAGAUCAACAAUCCCAAGUUUAACUUCUUGAACCCUAACGACCCUUACCAUGCCUACUACCGCCACAAGGUCAGCGAGUUCAAGGAGGGAAAGGCCCAGGAGCCAUCAGCCGCCAUCCCCAAGGUCAUGCAGCAGCAGCAGCAGGCCACCCAGCAGCAGCUGCCGCAGAAGGUCCAAGCCCAGGUGAUACAAGAGACCAUCGUGCCCAAAGAGCCCCCUCCUGAGUUUGAGUUCAUCGCAGACCCCCCCUCCAUCUCAGCCUUUGACCUGGACGUGGUGAAACUGACGGCUCAGUUUGUGGCCAGGAAUGGUCGCCAGUUUCUGACCCAACUGAUGCAGAAAGAGCAGCGCAACUACCAGUUUGACUUCCUCCGCCCGCAGCACAGCCUCUUCAACUACUUCACGAAGCUGGUGGAGCAGUACACCAAGAUCUUGAUUCCGCCUAAAGGCUUAUUUACAAAGCUCAAGAAAGAGGCUGAGAACCCCCGAGAAGUUUUGGACCAGGUGUGUUACCGGGUGGAGUGGGCCAAGUUCCAGGAGCGAGAGAGGAAGAAGGAAGAGGAGGAAAAGGAAAAGGAGCGAGUGGCCUAUGCGCAGAUCGACUGGCAUGAUUUUGUGGUAGUGGAAACAGUGGACUUCCAACCCAAUGAGCAAGGGAAUUUCCCUCCCCCCACCACCCCAGAGGAACUGGGGGCCCGAAUCCUCAUUCAGGAGCGCUACGAGAAGUUUGGGGAGAGUGAAGAGGUUGAGAUGGAGGUCGAGUCUGAUGAGGAGGACGAGAAACAGGAGAAGGCGGAGGAGCCUCCUUCCCAGUUGGACCAGGACACUCAAGUGCAAGACAUGGAUGAGGGUUCUGAUGAUGAAGAAGAAGGACAGAAAGUGCCCCCACCCCCAGAGACACCUAUGCCGCCGCCUCUGCCCCCAACUCCAGACCAGGUCAUUGUUCGGAAGGACUAUGACCCCAAAGCUUCCAAGCCCCUGCCUCCAGCCCCUGCUCCAGAUGAAUAUCUUGUGUCUCCUAUCACGGGGGAGAAGAUCCCUGCCAGCAAAAUGCAGGAACACAUGCGCAUCGGGCUUCUCGAUCCCCGCUGGCUAGAGCAACGAGACCGCUCCAUCCGUGAGAAGCAGAGCGAUGAUGAAGUGUAUGCACCAGGUCUGGAUAUUGAGAGCAGCUUGAAACAGUUGGCUGAGCGGCGUACUGACAUUUUCGGCGUAGAAGAGACAGCCAUCGGUAAGAAGAUCGGUGAGGAGGAAAUCCAGAAGCCAGAGGAAAAGGUGACCUGGGAUGGUCACUCAGGCAGCAUGGCUCGGACCCAGCAGGCUGCCCAGGCCAAUAUUACCCUCCAGGAGCAGAUCGAGGCCAUCCACAAGGCCAAGGGCCUGGUGCCAGAGGAUGACACCAAAGAGAAGAUUGGCCCCAGCAAACCCAACGAACUUCCCCAGCAGCCACCACCUCCGUCGUCAGCCACCAACAUUCCUAGCUCUGCCCCACCCAUUACCUCCGUGCCCCGGCCACCCGCGAUGCCACCUCCUGUUCGUACCACAGUUGUGUCUGCAGUACCUGUCAUGCCCCGCCCCCCGAUGGCGUCAGUGGUCCGACUACCCCCGGGCUCAGUGAUUGCCCCCAUGCCGCCCAUCAUUCACGCACCCAGGAUCAACGUGGUGCCCAUGCCUCCCUCGGCCCCUCCUAUCAUGGCACCCCGCCCACCCCCCAUGAUUGUGCCAACAGCAUUUGUGCCUGCGCCGCCUGUGGCACCUGUCCCGGCUCCAGCGCCGAUGCCCCCUGUCCACCCUCCGCCUCCCAUGGAGGAUGAGCCCGCCUCCAAGAAACUGAAGACAGAGGACAGCCUUGUGCCUGAAGAGGAGUUCCUACGCAGAAACAAGGGUCCAGUGUCCAUCAAAGUCCAAGUGCCCAACAUGCAGGAUAAGACUGAAUGGAAACUGAACGGCCAAGUGCUGGUCUUCACGCUCCCGCUCACAGACCAGGUCUCCGUCAUCAAGGUGAAGAUUCACGAAGCCACGGGUAUGCCUGCAGGGAAACAGAAGCUGCAGUAUGAGGGCAUUUUCAUCAAGGAUUCCAACUCGCUGGCUUACUACAACAUGGCCAAUGGUGCCAUCAUUCACCUGGCCCUCAAGGAGAGAGGCGGGCGGAAGAAGUAGAGAAGAGAAUCCUGCUGUCAGGUCUCAGCCACUGCCGUUUUUGCCUCUCCUGUCUCCCACUGUUCCACCCUCUGCUCCUGUCCCAGGAGACCCUGCCUUGUACGUUUGUUUCCCUCUUAACUAAAUUUGGAAAUUCAAAUUGUCCUGCCAAGUUUUCUUCCCCCCACCCCCUCUCCACAUUGAUAAGGGAGAGCUUUCUAAGCCAGUCUCCUCCCCAGUGGUCUCUGGAAUCCAUUUGUGUUUGAGUCUUGAUUUGAGGGGAUUCAUUUCUUUAGGUAGUGCAUUAGGAGAUGUGAACCCAGAAAUGUCCUACGGGGUAGUCAUAGUACCAAGUGGCACCUGGCUGAUAGAAUAUGGUUGUUCUCAUUAUUAAUCAUUUUAUAUGUUGCUGUGGGUUGUCUAAUAAACCUCUUAUAUCCUUCUUGUGAAAA
Messenger RNA from Ailuropoda melanoleuca (giant panda), 2929 nucleotides. RefSeq names its product splicing factor 3a subunit 1 (gene SF3A1). Lineage: Eukaryota; Metazoa; Chordata; Mammalia; Carnivora; Ursidae. Gene Ontology annotation, biological process: mRNA cis splicing, via spliceosome; regulation of alternative mRNA splicing, via spliceosome. Gene Ontology annotation, molecular function: RNA binding; protein binding. The transcript has 16 exons. Gene Ontology annotation, cellular component: U2 snRNP; catalytic step 2 spliceosome; U2-type prespliceosome. Bases 117 to 2498 code for a protein of 793 amino acids. The record is from RefSeq and is a predicted model, not a curated record.